AUGGGUGGCUGGGCGAUUUUUUGCGCGAUCUGCGGAGGUCCAUUCUCCAGCCAGGUCGAUAUGGACUGCGAAGGGACCGACGAGAGGGCCUAUCGUUUCGACAUCCUCGAGGACUGCAACCUGGAGUGGCUCGACGGCUUACGUGCUCUAGGAAUGAAUCCCGACGCUACCGGAAUUGACAAUGUCUAUUAUGAUUUGCUAAAGCUGGAGGUUCUGCUAGGAUACCACGACUUUGCGGAAGUCGGCGAACCACAUGUGUUUCCCUUUCACUCCGUUUGCUACGAGAUUCUGAGGAGAUGCAUCUCGCUGCGGGAGCGAGGUGAAAUUCAGGGACAUUUGCUGUACCGGGUUUUCGAACAGGCCAACGGUGGCCGGUACGUCCGGCUGCAACUUGACUAUGGCGACCCAGACCCGCCCGCAGAGCAGGUGUGGGAGAUUUUCCGAGGACAGGAAAUCUUAGUAGUAAAUCCAGUCGUCAUACCGGAGCUCGAAUUGGAGAUGAGCGACAUCAACCGCUUGUUAGACAUGGAAACCAACCUGGUUAAUAAGGCGAAGCUCCAUGAAGAGGAUAUUUUCUGUCGUCUUCCGAUCGAACUGCGACACGAGAUCUUCAAGCACCUUCGCCCAGAGUCGAUUUUGGCACUCAAGGCGGCCUCGCUAUCCAUGCACACUACCUUGAUCCCGCGCUCCAUGUGGGAGACCAAGUUAGUCGAUACGUAUCCAUGGCUGUGGGAGAUGCUCGAAAUCUCGGUUCUCCAAUCACAGAAGGUCGAGGAGAAAGCUUCUAAGCUGCUUGUCGCUUGCAAGGAGCACGGUGAGUCUACAGGCAAAAGCUAUGGCCGUAUCCUGGGUCUUGCCAAUAGGAGAAGGAUUUGGGGAGUAUGCGAGCAGAUUCGGAGUCGAUAUUUGGAACAGCAGGCCGCUGUUACUACCUAG
Aspergillus terreus NIH2624 is the source of this 936-nucleotide messenger RNA. RefSeq lists its product as uncharacterized. The record is from RefSeq and is a predicted model, not a curated record. The transcript is spliced from 4 exons. Gene Ontology annotation, molecular function: protein binding. The coding region runs from base 1 to 936 and encodes 311 amino acids. NCBI's taxonomy places the organism in Eukaryota, Fungi, Ascomycota, Eurotiomycetes, Eurotiales, Aspergillaceae.